Messenger RNA from Acytostelium subglobosum LB1, 1896 nucleotides. RefSeq lists its product as hypothetical. The record is from RefSeq and is a predicted model, not a curated record. Lineage: Eukaryota; Evosea; Eumycetozoa; Acytosteliales; Acytosteliaceae. The transcript has 4 exons. Gene Ontology annotation, molecular function: protein binding. Bases 1 to 1896 code for a protein of 631 amino acids.
AUGCCCGAUGACUUCUUCAUCAAUCUUGGAUUCCUUCAAUCAAUCAGUUUGGAUUACAACAAACUCAAGACACUUCCAAAGUCUUUCAAAAAGUUACAAUCACUUCAGAUACUUAGAUUGGCUCAUAAUAGUUUCAAGAAGAUACCAAAGGUUGUGUUGUCAAUGACAUCUUUGCAGAGUUUGAAUAUGUCUGGAAACAAGAUUGGAUCGAUUCCAAAACAAAUCAAUCAAUUGGUAUCACUCAAGGAAUUGUACUUGUCAGAUAAUAGGAUACGAGUGGUACCUGAUCAGGUUGCCAGGCUAUCACUAUUCAUCCUGGAAUUGUUUGGCAAUCCAAUCAUCAGUCCACCAAGUGAUAUUGUUGAGCUGGGCUUGGAGGCCAUCAUGGACUACCUGAGACACGAGUUGACAUCAAGCUCAGUACGCCACGAACAUUCACUGGAGAUGCAUCAGAAACGUGAGAUUCAAUAUCAAUCACUUCCAACCGUUCCAAUCUACCAUCCAUUGAAGUUGAGAUCCUUGUCAUCCGAUGAUAUUGUGGCAUCCAAGGGUGUGAUCACACUGCGCUCUGCUCCAUCAUCUGCACAGCUGACAAAGAGACCGAUGGUUGCUGAGGGAUUGGUUCGACAGGAGAGCAAGAUGUUCUCGCCCACUGGUCAUUCAAUGAUGAUCCAGGCAUCACCAACUGCCAUCACAAACACAUUAUAUACACCCAAGCCAUUGCCCAAGAUCAAGCCACCCCUGCAGCCCAAGGAGAAGAAGUCUACCACUACGACCAUCGAGGUGUCGACCAGUCUCGAGAAGAAUUCUACAUUGGACAAGAAGAAGAUUAGGAAGUUAUUGUCACCAACACUCACAUCCAUGCAUUUGGCUGCAUCAUCCUUGGACAGUUGUAUUCAGGAACAGAGACAACGCGAGAAGAGAGAGAAGAAGAAUAUAGAGAGGAAGGUGAAGGAUCAUAUGAAGAAGGAGAAGGGCAAGAAGGAACAAUCUCUAUCACAUUCUCAAACGAUAGUGGCCGAGAGGAUGAAUGACCAGAUCGACAUAUCACCAGAUCCAUCAUCAAUGAAUGACAACAGUGAAGAGGGUGGAUCAACAUCAAAUAUCUCAGAGUCUGGAACAUAUGACUCGAUCAAUUCUAUGACCUUUUCUCAAGAGUCCAUCAUGUCAUCAUCCAGACCACCCUCAGUCCAGAAUGAGCACAUAUCAGUUGGUCCAAAGAUGCUCAAGAGGAUGGCCACCGUUCUCAACCUUCGUUCAUAUUCUUCCAAGAGUUCCAAUGACAAUGAGUCUUCCAAGUUGAGUCUUCCCAAGAAGCUCAAUCAUUCACCGUCCACACCAUCCCCAUCUCCAUCUCUCGUCAAGUCCGAUGACAACAUACCCGACCCCAACCAAAGACCCAAGUUGACAGUGAGGAACAGACGUGGAACAGUUGCAUCCGAACUGGAUAUCAAGCACUUUAUCGAGUACUAUGAGAACACAAAGUUGAUACCAUCAAUGAUAGAGUUGUUGAGAGAUAGUGAAGCAUGUGAUUGUUUCAGAUCCUUCCUCAUGUCCGAAUACUCUGUUGAGAAUCUUGACUUUUGGUUGAGGAUUGAGAAGUUCAAAAAGAUGGAUCGUCAAGGUAAACUAGUCGAAUGCCAAUGUAUAUACAAUCAAUAUAUUAAUGAUAAGGCAACUAGUCAAGUCAAUUUACCAAGUACUUGUGUCAAGAGAGUGGAGGAAUUGUUACAGAGGAUAGAUAAUGGAGUACAUGACAACUUGGACACAAUGUUCAAUGAGUCACAGUUCCAUAUAUUCACAUUGAUGGAGACGGACAGCUUCGAGCGAUACAAAAAGUCCAACUUCCCAUUCAAGAUUGGGCCAGGUCCAUGUCUCAAGUCAAGUCAGGUUUAA